Molecule: messenger RNA, 2648 nt
Organism: Oncorhynchus nerka (sockeye salmon)
Lineage: Eukaryota; Metazoa; Chordata; Actinopteri; Salmoniformes; Salmonidae
Product: FXYD domain-containing ion transport regulator 6-like
Exons: 8
Coding region: 869-1219 (116 amino acids)
Biological process (GO): regulation of sodium ion transmembrane transporter activity
Cellular component (GO): membrane
Molecular function (GO): sodium channel regulator activity
Source: RefSeq, a predicted model, not a curated record
GUAAAUCUCUGUCUGUCUGUCUUAUCAAACCCUGAGCAAUAUGAUAUUUAAUCAAUUACAAAUUACACAAACCUCCCCUUGACUAAAAAUAAAUAAAUACUAAACCCUCCCCCUGAGUGAAAUUGAAAAAGCAUGACCCUCCCCCAUUUUCUUCCAGGUAACAAUUGUGUACAUUUCCACUGCUUCCUAAUGUAAAUCUCUGUCUGUCUGUCUUAUCAAACCCUGAGCAAUAUGAUAUUUAAUCAAUUACAAAUUACACAAACCUCCCCUUGACUAAAAAUAAAUAAAUACUAAACCCUCCCCCUGAGUGAAAUUGAAAAAGCAUGACCCUCCCCCAUUUUCUUCCAGGUAACAAUUGUGUACAUUUCCACUGCUUCCUAAUGUAAAUCUCUCUGUCUCUCUCCAGUCUCCAAAUAUUGAUGGUUUAACACAGAAUACAUGGUAUACUACAUCUAAAACACAAUCAGUGUAUAUUUGUAACCGGUUGGGUACACCAUUCACUGACGGGGAGACGCGCGCAACGCUACGGGUAGAUGGCUAGAUGCUCACGAACAUCAUAAGUGGUCGUGUGUGUGAGGCAGAGAGAGUGAGAGACAGACAGACAUCAAGUGAUAGACAUCAAGAGACAAUUUGGAAUCAAUAAAAACAAAAGAAACAUAGAUUCAUCAACAAAGACUUUGGCAAACUACGUUCAUGUUUUGCAUUCUAAGAGCGUGACUCGACCAAGAACCCUUCGUGGACUGCAAUUGAACAGUGAGAAGGCACAGAUUAUACACAUUGGAACAAUAAUAACGCUUUGCGAGAAGAAGCUGGUCAUUGUCGUUGAUUGGAUUGUGGUCAGUCAAUUUGUAUAAUAGAAACAGUUACCAUGGAAACUAUUAUGUUCUUCCUCUUUUCACUCCUGGUGUAUGUGGCUGCAGUAGCAGACCCAAGUGCAGAGGAUGGUAAAAAGGAGAAGAAAGAGGUGGACCCAUUUGUCUAUGACUAUCAUAGCCUGCGGAUCUGUGGACUGGUCUUUGGCGUGGUACUCUUCGCGCUGGGCAUCCUCCUCAUCCUCAGUAAGUCUUCAUACUUCAGCAGAAAAUGUCGCUGCAGUUCCAAUCAGGAGAAGAAGCCCAAGGCCCCUGGAGACGAAGAGGCUACGGCAGAGACUCUGAUCGUGUCCAAGGCUAAGGAGCCAGAGCCAGAGCCAGAGCCUGAAGCUAAGGCUGAGAACUGAGUCAGCCCAACCAGACUGACCCCCACCUGACCGAAUCAACCACAUCUGCCACUGAACCACUACCUAACGACCAACACAACAACCAUGACGAUGAUGACGACGGCAACAAAGGUGAUGAUGCUGGGGAAAAAUAAUGAACGAAGAUGAUAAUGAAGAAUGAAGAUGAUGCAAAAGGAAUACUGUGCGACCACUGGGUAGAGGAUAGGAGUGUGUAGAUGGGGGUGGGGGGGGGGGGAAAUAAUGCAGAUGUAAAUAGACCUCUAACCUAUUGUUCCGUGCUCUGUGCCCGUGUAUGUGUCUCAGUGAUCUCGUGUGUACCUGUGCCUUUCUGCGACACUCUGUCUCCAGUUUGUUGUCUUAGCCAGUGACACCUUUUUACAGAUCGUCUUUACCCCAGUUCUUAAUAAGUAAGAGAUUUGUCAAGAAAUGUUCUUCUUGUUUGUGUUUAGCUUAAAUUCUGUGUUUCUAUCGUCUUUAGAUUCUAGAGGUUACUGUUUGCUAUAUUUUUGUUGUUGCUGUCAUCACCAUCACACUUGUAACACUUGUCCUCAAUGCUGUUUUUCACGUAGUAGAUUCUAUACUAUGUAUACAUGCAUAUAUAUUAGUAUAAAUAGUCUAUACACCAUUAUAGCUAUAUAUAUUGAAAUAUAUGUGUGCCUGUGUGGGUACAUGAGUUUGGGUGGUGUGUGUGUGUGUAUGUGUAUGUGUGUGUGUCUGAGAGGUUGUGUGUUUUUGACUGUGUUGCGCCUUACACACGAGAAUCCAACUGCCACAGUUUGCUGACCAAGCACAAGAAUGCAUCAGAGUUAACUAGGAGCUCACCAACAGUACUUACUGUAGUAAAGUGAGCUCCUACAUCAGCUGUAUCACUGCCUUGUCCUAGAAGAAAAAAAAACGUCCAAUCUAGUCUCCUCCUCUGCCAUUGGCUGAGCCGGGGCGAUUACCGCCCUCAGAGGCAGGCUAGGAUUGGCCGGUUCCCACACCAGUGCCGCAAAUCUGUGUCCUCUAUCGUUUAUUUGAGAAGCAACAGUAGCUGAUUGCAAAAUCAGUCUCUCAACCAAUGGCGUUUCGCUGUUUUGUAUUGUAUGAUUGGUUAUGCAUUUAGUUAAUGAGAGAGCGGGCCUGUGUGUGAGUGAUCGAGAGUGUGUGUCGAUGCUAAGUGUGCCAGAGUCAUAGUUUUAGACGCCAAAUUAGGUGGAAGAAAACAAAAAGGAAAAUAUUAUUUGCUCUGUAUCAGAUGUCAGGUAAAGCUUGUUACGCAGUACGAUAUAUGGAGUCUUAUGCGGAGUAUCAUUGUUACAACAACAAACAAACAAAAAACACUGUCACGACAAUAAGUAACUAACUCUGUUCGUUCUGUGCAUGAGAUUGUAUUGUAAUAGCUGCAUUUGUGCUUGUAGCAUAGAAAUAAAGUGUCUCUCACCAAUAA